Messenger RNA from Trypanosoma grayi, 1206 nucleotides. Its product is annotated as metal binding protein. Gene Ontology annotation, cellular component: cytoplasm; nucleus. Lineage: Eukaryota; Euglenozoa; Kinetoplastea; Trypanosomatida; Trypanosomatidae. Bases 1 to 1206 code for a protein of 401 amino acids. The record is from RefSeq and is a predicted model, not a curated record. The transcript has a single exon.
AUGUCCCGCCAAUUUGUUUCGGAGUACGUGGCGAAGCAGCUGCUCGGUGCACGCGUGCUGGACGCCGUGGCGGAUGCCGCCGCAGCGCCGGUGAUCGGCACGCACAACGGCGCGUUCCACUGCGACGAGACUCUGGCGUGUGGGCUGCUGCGCUGCAGCCAGCAGUUCAGCCCCGCCAACAUCCUCCGCACGCGUGACGCGACUGCGCUGGAGAAGUGCCACAUCGUUGUCGACGUGGGCGGCGUGUACGACGGGGUCGCGCUGCGCUUUGACCACCACCAGUCGUCGUUCCACGGCACCAUGACAACGCCAAAGGCGACGUACCACACGCGGCUAUCGUCGGCUGGGCUUCUGUACAAGCACUUCGGCCGCGGGAUCAUCCAGCGCUACGUGGAGGCUGCGCUCGCGUCGCCGUACCGCGAGCAGCUGCUCGAGGCGGGGAAUUGGGCGCCCAGCAAGAAGAAUCUGUCGGAGCAGGAGCUCGACACGCUCUAUGACAUUGUGUACCGCAACUUCGUCGAGCACAUUGACGGCAUCGACAAUGGCGUCAACGCAUACGGGCCUGCCGAGGUGGAGGGAGAAGGUAACGCGAGCGAAGCCAGCGCGGCUGCUGCGGCUGCCACGUCGUCGUUAUCGUCGUCAUGUGUGCGGAAGUACAGCGUGACGACGACGCUUUCCGACCGCAUUGGCCGUCUCAUGCCGUGGUGGAAUGAACCCGGCAAUGACAGCGCGGAGUGCGAGAAGGCCGCCUUCCUGCAGGCGAUGGAGCUGGCGACCUCGGAGUUCUUCCAUGCGGUGCACUACCACGCCUUUGCGUGGCUGCCGGCGCGCGGCAUCGUCGAGGCGGCUUUUCUCGACGCGACGCGGGUGCACGAGAGCGGCCGCAUUGUCGUCUUCGGCGACCGCUUCUGCCCGUGGAAGGACCACCUGCUGGAGCUGGAGGCCGAGCACGGCAAGGUGGGCCACGUGCUCUACGUUCUCUUCUCUGACAAGAAGAACUGGCGUGUGCAGGCGGUGCCGAAGGACGUGUCGGGAUUCGAGAACCGCAAGCCGCUGCCAUGGCGCGGGCUCCGCGACGAGGAGCUGAGCAAAGCGAGCGGCGUCGACGGUGGCAUUUUCGUACACCUCUCCGGCUUCAUUGGCGGCAACAAGACGUACGAGGGCGCGCUGCAGAUGGCGGUGAAGGCUUUGACUGUGGUGAACUGA